GAAAGCGGAUAGCCAGUGAACGCGGUGAACUUUCAGCCGAAGCAAGCGACGUCGCUGUAGCGUCGGUCGGAUAGCGAUCCGCAUCUAGACGCCGGUUCUCAAAUUCUACCUAUAUAUUGAAAAGACUGAUCAUUUGUACCUAAACAAACGUAAGACCGAAUAAGCGUGUAAGCUUAGUAAUCUGUCAAUGAAAAAUAAUACGGGUUUGAUGCAGUUUCGAUUUCGAGUAAAAUGAGCCAAAAUGCAGGUGGGAAUCAUCACUUUACCAUUGUCCAAACGAAAGAAGCAGGUAGAAUGGUGCUGUCUAUUGUGCCACAUCAAUGGGUGAAUGGCAAAUACCUUUCAUGGCCGGACAAAAAAGCGAACAAAUUGAUUAAAGAUCCUUCUUCCAAACCUGGAAAGACAUGGAACAAAAUGCUUUGCACGGUAAAACGUAGAUGGAUUCCAAGUUAUUUGGACGCUGAAAAAGAAACGGCUGAAAUGUCCGGUCAUACUACUGACGCAUCUGAUACCCCAUUGAUAGUGCCGUCUAAAAAAGCCAGAACAAAGGGUUUAGUUCCGAACGGAGUUAGGCAGAAGAAUGGCAGUAGCAGGGACUUUAACAACGAAUUCUUUGAAAAAGAUCCUCUUGUGUUUCCUUCGAACUCACUACGACCGAUUGCUUCGGAUCCAACAUCAACUACGGCAACACCAGUUCAAACGUUGUCAACUCAGCCGCUAUCACAUAUUGCAGAGCUGGCUUCAGACCAAGAGCUUUCAUCAGAGCCAGAACAACCACUUAUAACACAAGUAUUUACGUUGGCACCAGCUGAUAUUUUGGACGAAACCGAACAUAUUGGGGAACAUUCACCAAUUGACAUGUGUACACCAACCGUGUAUAAAACUUCUGCGAAUCAACCUCCGAAACAUGACGUUAUCGAUGUUUUCAGUGAAUCGUCGGGUGGAUUCGCUUGCAAUACUGAACAGCAAACAAAUCAGAGAGACGAAACGACGAAAGAAAUUCUUGCCAAGAUUGAUAGCGUCAAAACGGAGAUUACUGACACGGUUCUCAACGCAAUUCAAACGCUGAUGACGAAAACUAUCGCUGCAGUCAAAUGUGAUUUUGAUGCAAAAUUUGCACUAAUCCAACAACUUAAAAACACUCCCCAUGAUAAUACCACGGAUUUCAAGUUCACGCCGGUGUCAUCAGUAAACGACCUUGAAGAGCUGGAAGAUAACCUGAAUGACAACGAAUACUCCAGGAAAAUGACAAUGUUCAUGAAAAACAUAGUUGGUGUAACCGGCGAUGACUGCAAUGGCCAAAAUACCUGCUAUCAGCUUGUUGAUUAUUUUUUCAACCGAACAUUUAUGGUGGAGUGCUCAUGGAAUGGAGGCAGUCGAGAUGGAACUCCGAAAUGCGCGAUUAAAAGAUAUACUAACAUUCUGAACUUAUUUUUUGCAAUCGUUCGGAAUGCCAACCAAGGAUUUUCCCAAACAUUAUUGGAAAAGUUUUUCAAAUCAAUUUUGAAAAAUUCUAAAAAACGAAGCCAAUCAAAAGGCUUACGUCAAUCGUCGAUUCAUAAGAGGUCUAAGAAAUCUGUGGUCAACGCCUUACGAAUGGAAAAUUCAGAGGAACAAUUAAAUGAUUACGAACAGGACCAUCACGACAGCGAUGCUGAUACCGCUGAAUCGAAUUCAUUUGAUUCAAAUUCUGAAGCUGAUAAGAGGGAUGAGAGGCUGAUAUGUGAGAGUCGAUCACGUUCGUGAUUUAAUUUUGUCCAGUCUAAUCAACAUUCCAUUUUUAAACUGUUUUACUUUACGAUCAAUAUGAUCGCAGAAAGAAUACUCAUUUUGUAGUUUACGAGGCAAGUAGAAAC
Molecule: messenger RNA, 1856 nt
Organism: Topomyia yanbarensis
Lineage: Eukaryota; Metazoa; Arthropoda; Insecta; Diptera; Culicidae
Exons: 7
Coding region: 232-1746 (504 amino acids)
Source: RefSeq, a predicted model, not a curated record